Sodiomyces alkalinus F11 is the source of this 1084-nucleotide messenger RNA. RefSeq lists its product as hypothetical. The transcript has 2 exons. Bases 131 to 1084 code for a protein of 317 amino acids. The record is from RefSeq and is a predicted model, not a curated record. Lineage: Eukaryota; Fungi; Ascomycota; Sordariomycetes; Glomerellales; Plectosphaerellaceae. Gene Ontology annotation, molecular function: acyltransferase activity.
GCUUUCCAUAACCAGCUUCCUCUCGUUCUUCUGCCUAAGUUCGUGAAGUUCGUGAUACCUUUCCGUCGACUAUCCCCUCUCGGACCAUUAUACGCGAUUCUUUAGCCAUCGGCCUGCGACGACCAGAGGGAUGGAAAAGUACAGCCAGUUUCGCGACCGAGGGUCGGGCAUCGCGCCCUUCAUCCCCGUGAAGACGCCCCGGUCCCGCCUCGCGCUCCUCACGCACCUGACCAUCUUCUUCCUCCGCCUGCCCAUGUUCCUCACCAUCGCCCUGACCUAUGCGCUCUUCCUCCACCACCUGCCGCUCCCCGCCGUGGUGCGCAAGGCCUGCCUCUGGUCGAUCAUGCUCGUCCCGGGGAUCUGGUGGGUCGACCUCCAGCUCGACGGCGUGCGCCGCGGCACCCUCGCCGAGCAGCCCCGCAACCGCGUCCCGCACCCGGGCUCCGUCAUCGCCGCCACCUUCACCUCCCCGAUCGACACCCUCUACCUGGCCGCCAUCUUCGAUCCCGUCUUCACGCGCUCCUACCCGUCCACCCGGCAGGUCGAGCCCCUCUCCCUCUUCGGCGCCGUCGCCGCCAGCCUGGCCCCCGUCCGUCUGCGCCCGGCGCCCCGCACCAACCUGGUCGACCUCGGCGCCCUCGUCGCCCGCCACCCGGACCGCGUCAUCGUCGUCUUCCCCGAGGCGUCCCCGACCAACGGCAAGGCCGUGCUGCCCUUCACGCCGUCCCUCCUCGGCGCGGCGCCCGACACCCCCAUCUUCCCCGUCUCGCUCCGCUACACGCCCGCCGACGUCACCACGCCGGUCCCCGGCCGCUGGUUCAGCUUUUUGUGGGAUCUCCUCUCCCGGCCUAGUACGUGCGUCCGCGUUAGGAUCGCGGAGAGUGUCUACAACACGUCGCGGGGUGGCACCGACGCCGCUAAUCAUCCGCAAGACGACGCCGACUAUGCCCCCGUUUCUCAUGACGAGCAGCUUGUUCUUGACAAGAUUGCGGAUGCCCUUGCGCGGUUGGGCCGGAAUAAGCGCGUCGGCUUGACGUUGAAGGACAAGACUGCCUUUAUCGAUGCGUGGAAUGGACGGAAAUGA